Molecule: messenger RNA, 1533 nt
Organism: Miscanthus lutarioriparius
Lineage: Eukaryota; Viridiplantae; Streptophyta; Magnoliopsida; Poales; Poaceae
Source: the annotation of a GenBank genome assembly
AUGAGAUCAGUUGUUCGGUCACUUCGCCAGCUCCGCCGUUUCACCCAGCACCAUGCAGAGAGGCACUCACAAGCAACCAGAUUGUUCAGGCAGCAGAGUGCUUUAAUCAUGUGCGGUUCAACAUCCAGUUCACUGAGCAUGUUACGUCGUAAUGGUGAAAUUAGCAGAUUUACAAGCCCUGGCAUGGAGUUGAUGAGGUCCAUGUUCUCUACUGUAGUAGCUAAUUCGAUCAAAGAUAUUGGAAGAGGUGGUCCGAUGGUGGAAUAUGAGAGGAGAAUAGCAUCAGGAGAGCUAGUGGAUGGCGAUAGCUUUCAGGUUGAUACAAUUCAACAAUUACAAAGGCUCUAUGAGGAGUUGAUUGAGAAUGAAGAAGACUGCCAGCUGGAUAGAUAUAAAUCAUCUGAGAAAUCAGGACGGAGUCGAUGGCUAUGGUCCCGUCUCAUUACUCAGCCUUCUACCUAUGCUCGAGUUAAGGGCCUUUACCUCUAUGGCGGUGUUGGUACAGGGAAGACGAUGCUUAUGGACUUGUUCUAUGAACAGCUGCCAUGUAAUUGGAGAAAAAAACGUAUUCACUUUCACGAUUUCAUGUUGAAUGUACAUAGUCGUCUUCAGAUGCAUAAAGGUGUUUCAGAUCCUCUUGAUGUUGUAGCAGCUGAGAUUUCAGAUGAGGCCAUCAUAUUAUGUCUUGAUGAGUUUAUGGUAACUGAUGUUGCUGAUGCUAUGAUUCUGAACCGGCUGUUCAGACAAUUGUUCAGCAAAGGCGUUAUUCUUGUUUCGACUUCUAACCGUGAUCCAGAUAAGCUUUAUGAAGGUGGCUUACAACGGGACCUUUUCUUGCCAUUUAUUGACACCUUGAAAGAAAGGUGCAUCGUGCACCCCAUUGGAUCUGCAGUGGACUAUCGUCAACUGGGUUCUGCUGAACAAGGUUUCUAUUUUGUUGGAAAACAUUACAGUACGCUUCUGAAACAGAAGCUCCAGUCUUUAAUUGGAGAUGAGGAACCCAGCCCACAAACUGUUGAAGUAAUUAUGGGAAGGAAACUACAGGUUUCCCUGGGAGCAAAUGGUUGUGCAUAUUUUCCUUUUGAAGAUCUUUGUGAUAGACCUUUAGGUGCAGCAGAUUACUUUGGACUCUUUAAAAAAUUUCACACCCUGGCACUUGACGGUGUUCCAAAGUUUGGGUCUAGUAACAGAACAGCAGCUUAUCGGUUCGUCACACUGAUUGAUGUUAUGUACGAGAACAAAGCAAGGCUGUUAUGUACAGCCGAGGCUGGACCAGUAGGACUGUUUGAGAAUAUCGUGACUGUUGCUGAAGCACAGAAGGUUUCACCAAGAUAUUCGCGCUCACAGAAAAGCGACGACCCUGACCUAUGUGUGGACAAUGAGCUUGGAUUUGCCAAGGAUCGAACGAUUAGCAGGUUGACAGAGAUCAACAGCAGAGAAUAUUUGGAGGACUUCGAAAUGAGAUUGAGGCAACAGCAGCAGCUGCCCUUGCAAGGUCUAGAUAACAGUGGUGGUGAUGUUGUACUAGCAUAA